Amphimedon queenslandica is the source of this 1531-nucleotide messenger RNA. RefSeq lists its product as uncharacterized. Gene Ontology annotation, molecular function: protein binding. Lineage: Eukaryota; Metazoa; Porifera; Demospongiae; Haplosclerida; Niphatidae. The coding region runs from base 1 to 1368 and encodes 455 amino acids. The transcript has 8 exons. The record is from RefSeq and is a predicted model, not a curated record. Gene Ontology annotation, biological process: signal transduction.
AUGAGGACUGCCCUCUCUAAUGGGGCAGAUAUCAAUUGGCAUCAUCCUGGUCUGCUUAACUACACUCCAUUACAUGUAGCAGCUGAAUGUAACAGGAGUGAUGCUGUCCAGUGGUUACUCAGUAAAGGGGCUACUGUUGACUCAAGAGAUAAACUUGGACAGACUCCUCUCAUGUAUGCAGCUAGGAAUGGUCACACACAGGUAGUGACAAUGCUCCUUGAAAAAGGAGCAGAUGUCACUGCCUCUGAUAUUGUUGGUUGGACUGCUCUUGAUCAUGCUGAACAAUACCGUCGUUCUGAUAUUGCUACCCUACUGAGAGUACACUCAGCUAAAAGAGACGGAGUUUUUGAUGAGUUCCUACUGGAUAGUCUUGGACUGACUUUCAUUCCUGAUCUGUUCUCAAAAUCAGAUCUGCUUUCCUUACUGAAGCACCUUCUCUUGGUCUCUCCUAUUGUUUCCUCUACUGGUCCUACUCGUUAUUUCCUACCAAUCGUUCUUUCUCCGGAAAAAAUCACCAAAGAACAGAAGGAGACCUUCACUGAAACCUGUGACCCACUUGUCAUUUCAUUCAACAGUAAACUAGUACUACAGGGUUUGUUUCCAACAUUGAUUGUUUCUCUGUUAAGUCGAAAGGAGAGUCCUCACUUUUUUAUUGACAGUAAGUCUCCUUUCUUUCCAAAGCAGCUCCGACAUGCUGUCAAGCUUUACUCUGAGGAUCUAUUUGGGUCUGUCAUAUUUGUUGAUGAGCAUAAAUUUAUUGAAGUCUACUUUACGGGAAACCCUAAAGAUUGCUCUGUUCUUCGUCCAGUGAUCCUAGAGGGUCUAUCAGCCAGUGCUGCUGCAUUAGCUUACAAUGAGGAGACACUGGGAAUAUCUGCUGUGACAUAUUGUCCCCAGAAACACAGAAGCCGUGAGACUGAGAGAAAUCCUCAUCCUAUUGAAAUCUCAUACAAGAGAGACCCUCCAGAGAUCAGGUGCAGUAUUGAGACUGAUCUUCCACCCAUUGCAUUGACUGAUGAGAGACAAAGCUGUUGGCUAUUAGAUCCAGUGCCUCCAUCAGUUGUUCCUAUUGAAACCUUUUUACCAGAAGGUUCAGUAUUAAAUGAGUUUCAUGCUCCAGUUAUAUUGAAAGCUGUCAAAAAGAUAGUCAAUGAAUGGGACACACUAGGAUUAUACCUUGGAGUGCAAAAUGAAGAUUUAUUAUCAAUUGAUUUUAAUUCUUUACAUCAAAUAAAUGUAUGCCGCAAAAACAUGAUAGUUCACUGGUUAAAGACUGGUACUGCUACAAGGGAAAAGCUGAUAAAAGCACUUGAGGAUUUGGAAAGAAAUGAUGUUGCUGCUGAAGUAAAGCGACUACCCUACCAAUAACCAUUAUUAUUAGUAUUAUUAUUAAUUUCUUCUGCUUUCUCUUACACACACUUCCUUCUCUAUUUCCCUCUGUUUAUUACUUUUAGUAGAUCUACUAUUUGUGUUAGAUCUAUAUUUUUGUCAAUUCUUUCUAGUUUGAAGUUUCCAUUAAAUUUUUAUAAUA